ACUCAGCAGCUGAACCUCUCCCGGCGCUGCCCAGAGCCGCGCUUCUCUGCCGGGCGUCUCUGCCGGCACCGCCGGGCUCUCGGUCUGCACCGUGCCCAGCGGACGUCUGCGAGGCUCCGAGCCGGCCGGGCGGGGAGGCUGAGGAGCAGCUCUCCGCUCCCUCGCUGGGAAGGUAGAUCCAAGAUCCAAGUGACCGAGCUCGGAACAACUCCGCGUGUUUGAGUUAAUUCAAUCACAACAUAAAAUACACUGCAUUGGAUAUAAAAAUGACAAAAAACUGGAUCACAUUUUUGCUGUUCUUCUUCUCAGUUACUUUGUUGUUUGCCACUGCUAUUCCAUCUGAAGGCCAUCAGAAUAUGACAGAGGACUCUGGUCAACUGACUGUUACACGGAAUAAAAUUAUGACAGCACAGUAUGAAUGCUACCAGAAAAUUAUGCAAGAUCCUAUUCAUAGGAAAGAAGGUCCUUACUGUAACAGGACAUGGGAUGGCUGGUUGUGCUGGAGUGAUGUUGCUGCAGGAACUGUAUCAGUACAGCAUUGUCCUGACUACUUCCAAGAUUUCAAUCCGUCAGAAAAAGUUACAAAGAUCUGUGAUUCAAGUGGGAACUGGUUUAGACACCCAGAAAGCAACAGGACAUGGACGAACUACACCCAGUGUAACAUCUAUACGCAUGAAAAAGUGAAGACUGCUCUGAAUUUGUAUUAUUUGGCCAUCAUAGGACAUGGUCUUUCAAUUACCUCACUUCUGAUUUCUCUUGGUAUAUUCUUUUACUUUAAGAGCUUGAGUUGCCAAAGGAUUACCCUACAUAAAAAUCUCUUUUUCUCUUUUGUUUGCAACUCUGUUGUAACAAUAAUUUCACUGACUGCAAUUGCCAACAAUCAGAAGUUAGUUGCAGCUAAUCCGAUUAGCUGCAAAGUGGCGAUGUUUAUCUACCAGUACCUAAUGGGUUGCAACUACUUCUGGAUGCUAUGUGAAGGCAUUCACCUGCAUACUCUUAUUGUGGUGGCCGUUUUUGCUGACAAACAGCACUUGAUGUGGUAUUACCUUCUUGGCUGGGGUUUUCCACUGAUCCCUGCCUCCAUACACGCUGUUGCUAGAAGCUUGUAUUAUAAUGACAACUGUUGGAUCAGCUCUGAUACUCAUCUGCUCUACAUCAUCCAUGGCCCUAUUUGUGCUGCCCUAUUGGUGAAUCUUUUCUUCCUGUUAAAUAUCGUUCGUGUACUCAUAACUAAGCUGAAAGACACCCACAAGGCAGAGUCCAACCUGUACAUGAAAGCAGUGCGAGCUACCCUCAUUCUGGUUCCCCUGCUUGGCAUUGAAUUUGUGCUGUUUCCAUGGCGACCGGAAGGUCGAAUCACUGAGGAAGUCUAUGAGUAUGUGAUGCACAUCCUUAUGCAUUACCAGGGUCUACUGGUAGCUACAAUUUUCUGCUUCUUCAAUGGAGAGGUCCAAGCUGUUUUGCGAAGACACUGGAAUCAGUACAAAAUCCAGUUUGAGCACAGCUUCAGCCACUCAGAUGCUAUGCGCACUGUUUCCUAUACAGUAUCGACAAUCAGUGAUGGUCCAGGCUACAACUACAAUCACGACUGCACCAGCGAACAUUUAAAUGGCAAGGGCUAUCAUGACAUGACAGUGUAGUUCUAAAAAAUGAAAAGCUAUAUGAUUGACUAAAAAGACUCUGCAUAUGCCAGUGUUCACCCUCACAGUUUAUGAACUCGAAGUUUGAUUUGAUGACUUAACGGCCAGAAGAUUCUAUCUAACUUGGGAGUAUGAUUUUCUCCUGAAUGAUGCAAACUGAACCAACACAUUUUUGUAUGUAUAUAUACAUGUGUUUGUGUUUGUCUAUUAAUAGAGUAUGGACAUCCAUACAUAUAUCUAUCUACUUAGCUAUAUAUGUAUGUGCAUUUACAUAAGCAUACAAACGUUGCCUCUUCAGUUUCUACUAUGUAGACAAAGUUGGCAAUUUUUUGUACCAAGGGAAUCAAUGAAUGAAGGAUUUCAUAUUUUCUUGGAAGUUUCUAUGAAGACUGGGUUGUACUGAAGCCAUUUCAUUUGCCCAUAGAAAAAUAGGGUGUAAAUACCAUACUGUGUUGUCUUAAUCAAACUUAAAGCUGAACAAGGGAAAAUAGUUAAAAUAGGUGCAAUAGUUACAGCAGAAUGUCCAGGUUUAUUUUAUGUCCAGCAUUUGAUUGUAAAACAAAAAACCACAGACUAUUUUUAAUGAAGCAGCAGAGAUGCUAGUACAAGUCUACAAUUCUAUUUACUUGUGUAUUGCAGCAUAACAGUUUACAGCAAGCCUUGAACAAUUUUAUUUAAACUUGUUUUCACAUACACAGGAGUGUCUCCUCAUCCUCAAGCUUAUGAAUGCAGAUGAGAUCAGUAAUGAAGCCUUACUGAAAAGUAAGAAAGAGUACAGAAAGAAUAGUAACCUGUAUACCUAUAAAUCCAUCUGGAUAUUAAUUCAAGCUGAUGGAACUUCACUGUGUGCUUAAGCACUUUACUUGGCUGGGAAAAAUCAUGUACAGAUUUUGUUGUAGCCAUGUUGUGUUUUGUUUUUCUUUUAAGUAUUCCCAUGGCCAAUAUGCUUUAUUCCUUUGUUUUGGGGACAAUGUUUUGAUCUGUGACUUGUUUAGUCAGAGAAAAGCAGUCUAGACUGAGCACAGUGCAAAUGAUUUGCUAUCUGUGAAGCCAGUGUCUGUGCGAGGUAGAUUAAUCAAGCAAAUUAAGCAAAACAAGCAAAUUUGGGUUUUUUGUUUGUUUGUUUUUUCUUUUUUUUUUUUUUUUGUUAUUUUUUGGGGGGUGGGGUAUUGAAUAUCAAAUAUAGGGUUUGUCUUAGAAAACUUUAAGGUUUAGGAAUUUUAAUAUUAUUUGAGAGGUGCUUGAUUCAGAAUAGUUCUUUUUAAGGAAGUUGUUUCUUUUGGCUGUACUGGUUCAUAAAGGUCUCACUGAAAAAUGAGAAGGUUGUGGAGAAGGUAUUGAAAAAAUGUGUAUAGCAAACUGUGUACAUCUUUACGCUUAAAAGAAAUAGUUAUAUUAAGCGAAACAAAAUGCUCAAGUAUAAGAGAUGAAUUUGUAUAAGUCUUUCUAAAAAGCUCAGAAGUAGAAAAAUGUUUUAGAGGUGUAUUUUUCAGAAAAGUCUACUUCAAAGUUGGGGGAGAAAAAAAGAAGAGUGGAUAGUGGAGUUUAUCAAUGAUUGUAACGAUCAUGUGCAUCAGGUAAGCAGGUCAAAAAACUGAAAGACAGUUUUUUCUGAAACCACUUCAGUUCUAAGUACUUAAUUUUUUAUAUGAAGAACUUGACUUUCACAUCUAAACACUUUUUUCAGUAGCUUUCUGCAAGGCUACCUGUUUGUGUGAUGAAAAUCGCAUGAAAACCAGCUGGGUGCUGUACUACAGUAGUGUGAAAUCUGGACAUCCUGUAUCACAGCAUCUGAUGAUGGUGUCUGUUCCAACAUGAUUAGAAGUUGGUUACAACUCAACUUGUUCAUUUUCAAAAAAUUAAUUAAUUAAGCUUUUUUAAAAAUUAAUUAAUUAAUUAAAGUUUUUACUUAAGAAUCUUUGCAAUGUUCUGAAAAUAGGAGUAGUGCAGGAAAUCCCUGCUCUGGUAUAGCAGCUUUGCAUACAUGUGGGAACAGAUCAUCAACUGGUAUAAACCUUUGAGUUCCAAGUUUAGAAUCAGUGGGUACUAGCUGAGAAUCAAAGCCUUUGCAGAUGCUUGUCUAUUGGAAAGUGCUUCACAGUCCUGUACGGCAAAUUAUAUGACAAUUAUUUCAAUGGUACCUGGUGGGUUGUUACAAUUAAAACAUUUAACAGCUGAGAAUAUGAUAUUAGAUUCUGAAUUCAGUUUACUUCUCAGCUAGGCAGUUAAAAUUUAAUUAACCUGCAAAUUUGUGUCUUCUAAUAUGACGUACUAGAUGCAAAUAGCUCACUGUCCUCUGUUGAGAGAGGCUUGUAACGGUAAUUUACGGGAGGAGACUGCUUUUCCACAGAACCUAUCCUGCUUCUACAAGCAAUUUUGAAAAGGAAACGCAUUGAGCUAGAUAUGCAAAAAAAAAAAAAAAAAAGGUUUGUGGCUGUACAGGGAGAGGCACGCUCCCUUGUCCUCGUGAGCUUCGAUUUUGCAUUGGAAAACAAUUUCCCUAUUUUGUCUUCCUACCUCACCUUUUUCAGUUCCUAUAUAGCUAAGAGUAGAGUCUGUUUCUUAAUUUAUUAUUCUUUUUCUUUGUCACUAUAAAUUAAAAUCAAAUCUUUACACGGAGAUUUCUUCUUGCGGAUUAUUUUCUACUUUUAGGAAUACUGUAGUCAUUGCCUGUACUGUCUGGAAUGUAAGAAAACUUUGGGGGGCUGUGAGGUUCUUUUCAACAGGCAGACAGUUAUCUAUUCUUGUUCUUUGCUCUUUUGUUAUUUAGUGAACAUUUACUGUAUCACUUUGAAGGGGGCUACUGAAAUGCUUGUCUUACAUUUAGUAUACUAGAAUGUUAGUUAUAUAUAUUAAAGGGAAUGUGUAUUUUUAAUGCUAUUGUCAUCAAUUAGUAAAUGCCCCAAAUUUAUUCUCUGCUGCAGGGUUCCCUCAGUUCAUUAUUAUUAUAUUUAAAUGUUACCAUCUAUUCUAUGUAUUUUUCUUUUUUCUUUGUGAUGAUCUCCUAGAGUGCUUGGCUGUAGAAAUGCUGCAACACAUACUCCUGCUCACAUCAUGAAACAUUUGGGCUGGAAACCCAGUAACAUUCAAGUAUUGUACUCUGUAAAUAAGAUCAAUAGAAGCUAUGCCACUGUAUUUAUUGUUCCACUAAGGAUGAAAUAGAAAAAAAAUGUGAAAAGUUAUUUUUUGGUUGUGCCUUAUUUUCAAUUCUUUCCUAUGUGUCAUCAUGCAUUUUAUUUGCAGAAAGAAAUAGUAUGUUUGCGUUCAAUAAAAUAUUACUUCAUUUAUAGAGA
Messenger RNA from Gallus gallus (chicken), 4933 nucleotides. RefSeq names its product calcitonin receptor like receptor (gene CALCRL). The coding region runs from base 267 to 1640 and encodes 457 amino acids. The record is from RefSeq and is marked validated. The transcript is spliced from 13 exons. Gene Ontology annotation, biological process: cell surface receptor signaling pathway; adenylate cyclase-activating G protein-coupled receptor signaling pathway; angiogenesis. Gene Ontology annotation, molecular function: adrenomedullin receptor activity; calcitonin receptor activity; calcitonin gene-related peptide receptor activity. Gene Ontology annotation, cellular component: plasma membrane. Lineage: Eukaryota; Metazoa; Chordata; Aves; Galliformes; Phasianidae.